AUGAGAUAAUAAGAUAUAUUCCAAAAAAUUAUGAAAGAAGAUGCUGAUUAUGAAAGAAAGGUCUAUGACUAAGCAUAAAAUUACAGGAUUUCUGAUGUAGGAGGAGGAUCUGAGGACGGAGGAGGGGGUUUGUUUGAUAAAAAAGAAAGAUUUAGAAUGGUGAAGAAGUAGGGUGAGAAGCAAUUAAAGUAGAGGUAAGAUGAGCUAAUUGAAAGAAUGUAAAAGGUAGAGGAUCAAUAAUAAAAAAAGCUGGAAGAAAAAGAGAAAAGAAUGGAGUUGAAGAAGGAGAUGUAAUAGCUUAAGGAAUAGUCAAAGGAGGAAAAUGUCAAGAGACACCAACGAAGACUAGAGUAUAAAAAAGAACUUUACUUACAGAGAUUAUAGUCUGAGUAGCAAACAUUCAAUGAGGCUAGAAAACUUAAAAAUGACGUAAUUUAGGAGAGAUAUUACAAUCACAUGAUUGAUGAGAUAAAGAAGCAUCAGAUGAAAUAAUAGCUUGAGAAAAUGUAAUACUCUAAAAGAUUUAUUACAGAACCAAUAGAAUAAAUAGCCUAGAGAUUUGACUUUAUGACUCACGGCGGUGUUGGCAGUGUCAUGGAUUAGAAUAAAUCCAAUGCUUUUGAGAAUUAUAAAGGUUUUGCUUCAAAUGGGAAAUCCUUGUUUUCUAAUAAAUCAGCUAAAUCAAUCUUUACUUAGCCAGCAGGUAGAGGUCAUUCUUCACAGGUUGAUGCAAGGUCGAUGUUGUCUCAAAAUAUCAAUAUCAAGAUAGAUGGCGGAAAAAGGUUGCAUAAGGCCUUAUGCAUCAUCUAAAGAAAUGACUCAAUAAAUGAAAUGAAUAAUUCUUAAAAGCCUUACUCAGCACAGACGAUGAAAAGAAAUCACUCACAAGCUAGUAUUCCAAAUACUCAAGACACUGAUAUUAUUUCAAAAAAUUUCUACAUCACAAGUGGCACUCCUAAGAAUUUAUUAUGA
Molecule: messenger RNA, 972 nt
Organism: Stylonychia lemnae
Lineage: Eukaryota; Ciliophora; Spirotrichea; Sporadotrichida; Oxytrichidae
Source: the annotation of a GenBank genome assembly